This is a messenger RNA of Trametes versicolor FP-101664 SS1, 1770 nucleotides long. RefSeq lists its product as uncharacterized. Bases 1 to 1770 code for a protein of 589 amino acids. NCBI's taxonomy places the organism in Eukaryota, Fungi, Basidiomycota, Agaricomycetes, Polyporales, Polyporaceae. The record is from RefSeq and is a predicted model, not a curated record. The transcript has 3 exons.
AUGCCUUCUCCCCAUCUCCGUCGGUCAUCGUCUCUGGCGCACAGAUCACAACGCACUCGCCGUCGCGGCGAUGGUGGCGCCAUUGACCUGGACUCGGAUCUGCGUCGUCUCGCGCCACGAGAGGGUAGUUUCGGGCGGCAAAGUCUCAACGACAAGCUGCGCAACCUCAACAACACCUUGGAGCAUCUCAAGGCUAUCGAAGAGGCAUUGGCACAGCGAGGUGCUCAUGCCUCGCCCCGCGUCUCCGACACCAACACGGCCGACUGUGCCUCUGCCCCUGCCCCUCAGCGUGGAUUGACGAUGGAAUCGGAGCAGAACGGCGCCAGCAACAAUCCAUGGACGGGGCUGCGGCAUUUCAGCACUACCGCCGUCUAUCCAACCUUUAGCGAACGCCAGCGUCGCGGCGGGCUCAUCCCCGCCCAAAGCUUCGGAGCCUACCACCACCAGCCGCAAUCCGGGAUGACCCCUCUCGACCGGUUUGCUGGGCAAGAUCAGCACUCUCGGGACAUGCGCAGCGUAGACGCACGGAACGUACCUGCCCCGGGACCUCCCUGUCGCAACGCACGCGCCUUCGUCGAGGUUGAAUUGGAGGCGACAUCCGUUCAGCCGGCGCCGUGUCGCCAAACACAUACUCGUGUCACCGCCGACGGUCGCGUAGCUGCCGUGGAAUCAUUGACUACGUCCUAUGGCGACCACACCCCGUCUGUCUAUCCUGGAGAGGCUAAGUUUGGCGAGCAAGAGGAAGCCGUCUGGGCCGGCACUCUUGCGGGCAGCCUGGUCCCCGCCGAAUCAGCCGCCGUUCUGGUCGGCAUCGGAUGCGACAUCCUCGGCGCCGAUUCGUGGGGGUCCGAAGUAUUCGCUAGCUCAGACAGUGUUCAACCCCACCGUGACGACAUGCACGUCGUGGACAUCUGGCCAACUUCGCAGCCUGAUCCUGAGGGCACUCGCCAUACGCUGCCUCCUUCGGAUGCCUCGGAUCCUUCCAUGCUUGUUGAGCAGUGGGGGAAUUCGCCCUCGCUACCUUCUCUACUGGAUGAUGUCAUGAAGCCUGAUUUUCGCUUGGCGUCCUAUGAGGAGUGGCAAGGGCCAUUUUACCCCUUCAAUCAAGCUAUCAUGUCUCGAGCUCACGACGGCAGCACGGCGAAUUCGUCUUACCAGUGGGAUAUCCAGGUGGCUGAACCAACGUGGCUCGAACGGGUGCCAAUAUACCACGAUGAGUUUCCUGACGAGCCAAGGGGCCUCCCCGACGUGCCCCUCAAUAUCAAUCAUCGUUACUACACCCCGGACCCAAUGGAUCCCCGUUACAAAGUCGAGUACGUCGAUCCAAAGGAGGUCUUUCCCCCGUACAACGAGCAGGAUCGGGCACUGCCGCCGGGUGUCGAGAACAGCACCACUGACAGGCGCUCCAAGCGCCAGAAAGCGAACAACGGCCAGGUCCAGUCCUCAACGAACAAACGGUCUCAACCAACCGCGAACAAUGGCUCGUCAGCGGCCGCGGCGUCUUCCUCGCCCACGAAGGGCCGCGGCGCUCGCGGGCGCCCAAAAAGUACCACCGGACAAGCGAAGAACAAGAAGAAUGCGUCGAACAAGUCGACCCCGAAGACGUCCUCCCCUCGCAAGCAGGCCGCAUCCAAGGAGGCGACAAUCGCGCCGGCCGCACCUGUCGCCCAGGGCCGCUGGUAUAUCCCUCCGCGUAAGCACUCGACGGGCAGCGUGUCCGUCAGCUCGGACAGCUCCGGGUCGUCUUCGGAUUCUGAAUGCGACGCAUGA